Molecule: messenger RNA, 759 nt
Organism: Micromonas commoda
Lineage: Eukaryota; Viridiplantae; Chlorophyta; Mamiellophyceae; Mamiellales; Mamiellaceae
Exons: 1
Coding region: 1-759 (252 amino acids)
Biological process (GO): L-histidine biosynthetic process
Molecular function (GO): phosphoribosyl-ATP diphosphatase activity; phosphoribosyl-AMP cyclohydrolase activity
Source: RefSeq, a predicted model, not a curated record
AUGGCCGCAGCGGCUGAGCCCGAGCAGAUCGAGAAGUUCCUCGACGGCCUGAAGUACGACGACAAGGGCCUCGUCGUCGCCAUUGCCCAGGAUGUAGACACCGGCGCGAUCCUCAUGCAGGGAUUCGCCGAUCGCACCGCCGUGCGCAGCACGAUCACCAAGCGCCAGGCCACAUUUUUCUCGCGAUCGCGGCAGGCGCAGUGGACCAAGGGGGAGACCUCCGGCAACUUCAUCUCCGUGAAGUCCAUCCACCUCGACUGCGACAAGGACUCCCUCAUCUACCUCGGCGUCCCCGACGGCCCCACGUGCCACACCGGCGCGCACACGUGCUACUACAGCCAGGUUGACGGCGACGACGGAGCCGCCGCGGUGGAGGGCGGCGGCAAGCACGGCCAGGAGGAGGCGCUCACCACCCUGUACGAGCUCGAGGAGACCAUCCAGAAGCGCAGGACCGAGGCGGUGAAGGAGGGUGACAAGCCGUCGUGGACCCGCAAGCUGCUCGACAACCCCGAGCUGCUGUGCAAGAAGAUUCGGGAGGAGGCUGGCGAGCUCUGCGAGACGCUCGAAAACGACGAGGGCAAGGAGCGCGCGGCGAGUGAGAUGGCCGACGUUCUUUACCACUCCAUGGUCCUGCUCAAUCUGCAGGGCGUGGGCAUGGAGGACGUGCUCGCGAAGCUCAGGGGCAGGUUCGGCACCAGCGGGGUCGAGGAGAAGGCCAACCGGCCGCCCAAGUCGAAGCAGGCGCACAGAACCGGGUAG